GGGGUAUCCUGGCGGACCGCAACAGAAGACUCCACUCACGUCAAGAGUAAAAAUUAUUAUUGAAAAUUGUGCGGUUAAUUUAACUUCUGUCGUAUUUGUUUAACAGUAAAGGAGUCGUACACAUAGAAAUGUUUAGUUGUUCUCCGUGUUGCUACAUUGCUACACUGUUUGUGUGAGCAAAACACUGUUAGCAUUGUUUUUUUUUACUGGUACUGCUAAAAUAGCUAGCCCAAAAUACCUAUGUGGUCAACUCUGAGAUGAAUUCACGACCAAUUACGACUACGAAGGUUAAUGUAACGGUACGCCGACAUAAUACGAAAUCCAAGAUGGCUGCCAGUUGUGUUAAUAGCAAAAACACUUUACUAAGUUUACUGUUUAUGGCACUUUUGUCGUGUUUGUUUCAAAGCUAAUCAGUCAAACGCAUGGUUGUGUUAAAUGUUUGUGGUUUUAUGUUAUGUUAUGUUGCUAUACUAUUUGCGUGUGAACAAAUAACAUUGCUAAUUACUAACAAUGGCUAGCCCAAAAUACCUUUGUGUCUAUGUUCUUUUUUCCGACUUCUUAACAGGAAAUUGAAGGUGACGUCACUCCCAAUUUUGACUGCUAUGCUAUGUUCCAUUUAUAUCAGAACUCGAAAGUCGAACUUGGAGUGACGUCGCCGCUGAGUUAAUUCCGAGUUGACCAUGCAAACAUAGUUUGGGCUAGCCACUGUUAGCAAAUACCAGGCAAUAACAGCGUCUACGUGGUGUCGUUUUGCGCACAUAAACAACACAGCAAUGCCCUAAAAAUACAACGGUACUAUCAGUAUGACUUAUCUGAAAUUAACCAAAAAAGUACUGUUUGAAUGGUGGCAGUUGGGCGUUCCUUGUCUUGACAAAAGGAAAGUACCAUUGGGCUCCUUUUAUAUCGGAAACAAAUGCAACAGAAGUGAAAUUAACAGUAAAAGUAGCGUCAUUCGAAGCCAUCUUUGAAUCCGUUGGUGAGGUCACUCCGAGUUUCCUAGUCGGAAAUAUCCGAGUUCCUUGACCUCGCACAUUCCCAAAUCUCACCACAAAUGGAAUGCACCAUUACACACUGGACCUUUAAUUAUUUGUUUGCUGUUGUUUUCUUUUUGGCACGCUAAUUGGUGACGUCAUCCACACAUGUUAGUGGAGUUGAGUUGGGCGCGUGCUCUUCCCCAAAUGACAAAAGAGGAAACGCGUGCCAAGGACAAACCGCGCACGCGUUUAAAGCGGUUUUGACGUGCGUCACGUGGAGCGACCCCCACGGAGCGAGGAGCAGAAAGGAGGGGGGAGGGAGGAGGAGGUGUGGCGGUUGUAGUAGCCCACAGUCUUCACUUCACGGUAGCGGCGGAGCGAGACGCGUGUUUGCAGCGCGCGGAUGAGCGGCGAGGCGGCGGCAGAGCGCGCAUUCCUCCACCGUCCUGUUCCCGAACCCGGACCCGGAGCUGAGCUCGGUGCUUUGGACGCAGCGGAGGACUGGACCGGACCGGACCGGGGACUAUGGAGGAUGUCUAUCGUCUGACCCGCAGUCCAGUGUGGGAGGAACUGGAGCCGGAGAAAGGGCCCGCGUCCGCGCCGGGAAUCCAUGCACAUGUGGUGGGAGCUGUGUCCGGCUCCGGAGCCGCGGACGAGUCCUCUGACAGCGAGGCGGAGCAGGAGGGACCGCAGAAGCUGAUCCGGAAAGUGUCCACCUCAGGACAGAUCAGGACCAAGACGAGUAUAAAGGAGGGACUGCUGCUGAAACAGACCAGCUCCUUCCAGAGGUGGAAGAAACGAUACUUCAAACUAAGAGGCCGAACGCUUUACUACGCCAAAGACGCCAAGUCUCUCAUCUUUGACGAGGUGGAUCUGUCAGACGCCAGCGUCGCUGAGUCAAGCACCAAGAAUGUUAACAACAGCUUCACAGUGAUCACUCCGUUCCGUCGGCUCAUCCUCUGCGCUGAGAACAGGAAAGAGAUGGAGGACUGGAUCAGUUCCCUCAAGUCCGUCCAGUCCAGAGAGCAUUACGAGACGGCUCAGUUUAAUGUGGAACAUUUCUCAGGGAUGCACAACUGGUACGCCUGCUCUCACGCACGCCCCACUUUUUGCAACGUCUGUAAAGAUAGCUUGUCUGGCGUCACGUCUCACGGCCUCUCUUGUGAAGUGUGUAAAUUCAAAGCCCACAAACGUUGUGCGGUCAGAGCCACAAACAACUGCAAAUGGACGACGCUGGCGUCCAUCGGGAAGGACAUCAUCGAGGACGAGGACGGGAUUGCGAUGCCUCACCAGUGGUUGGAGGGAAACCUGCCCGUCAGUGCCAAGUGUGCUGUGUGUGAUAAGACGUGCGGAAGUGUUCUGAGACUGCAGGACUGGCGCUGCCUCUGGUGUAAAGCUAUGGUCCACACCGCCUGCAUGGACCUGUAUCCUCGUAAAUGUCCUCUAGGUCAAUGCAAAGUGUCCAUCAUUCCCCCGACUGCACUGAACAGCAUCGACUCAGACGGUUUCUGGAAGGCCACCUGUCCCCCGUCAUGUGCCAGUCCACUCCUGGUUUUCGUCAACUCUAAAAGCGGCGACAACCAGGGAGUGAAAUUCCUGCGACGCUUCAAGCAGCUGCUCAACCCGGCUCAGGUCUUUGACCUGGUCAACGGCGGGCCGCACCUCGGUUUGCGUCUGUUUCAAAAGUUUGACAACUUCCGGAUCCUGGUGUGCGGCGGCGACGGCAGCGUGGGCUGGGUCCUGUCAGAGAUCGACAAACUCAACCUACACAAGCAGUGCCAGCUGGGUGUGUUGCCGCUGGGCACGGGUAACGACCUGGCGCGGGUGCUCGGCUGGGGCCCGUCAUGUGACGACGACGCGCAGCUGCCGCAGAUCCUGGAGAAGCUGGAGAGGGCCAGCACCAAGAUGCUGGACCGCUGGAGCAUCAUGACCUACGAGAUCAAGAUCCCGCCCAAACACAGCUGCCCCACCACGCCCGAGGGAGCCGACGAGUGCCAGUUUCACAUCUCUGCUUAUGAAGACUCAGUAGCUUCUCACCUCACAAAGAUCCUCAACUCAGAGCAGCACUCUGUCGUCAUCUCCUCGGCCAAGAUCUUGUGUGAAACAGUGAAGGACUUUGUUGCCAAAGUGGGAAAAGCCUACGAAAAAAGCACAGAGAACGCAGAGGAGUGUGACUCCAUGUCUCUCAAAUGUGCCAUCCUCAACGAGAAACUGGACUCCCUCCUCCACACCCUCAACAGCGAGUGUCACGCUCUGCCUCCGCUGCUCCACUCUACACCUCCUAUUGUGGAGGAGGAGCAGGAGGAAGAGGAGGAAGAGGAGGAGGAGGAGGAGGAGGGGGAGGAGGUGAGUGAGGAGAGUCUGACGGAGCUGAAGGGAAAGCUGGAGGAGGAGGAGACGGAGAAAGGAGGAGGAGGUUCUCCUCAUCAGCUGUUCAGGAGCAGGGAGCAGCUGAUGCUCCGAGCCAACAGUCUGAAGAAAGCUGUGCGACAGAUCAUCGAUCAGGCAGAGAGAGUGGUGGACGAGCAGAACGCACACACAGACGACAGCGAGCUGCCGUCGCCGCUCGAGUUCAGGAAGGACAGCGAGGACGAGAACCGGGACAGCGAGAAGGACGAGGACACCAAGGAACUGGAAGCAGCGCCAUCCACCAAGAGUCCGUGCUCCCCCACAGAGAGGAGGGUGAGCCGCAGCACACAGUCGUACGCCUCCUUCACCAUCACACCGUUCACCACCAGCAAAGAGAAUCUGCCUGUGCUCAACACACGCAUCAUCUGUCCUGGCCUGCGUGCCGGUCUCGCCGCCUCCAUCGCUGGCAGCUCCAUCAUCAGUAAGAUGUUAUUGGCAAACAUCGACCCGUUUGGUGCCACGCCCUUCAUCGACCCCGACCUGGACUCACUAGAGGGCUACAUGGAGAAGUGUGUGAUGAACAACUACUUCGGCAUCGGUCUGGACGCCAAGAUCUCACUGGAGUUCAACAACAAGAGGGAGGAGCAUCCUGAGAAAUGCAGGAGUCGCACCAAAAACAUGAUGUGGUACGGAGUUCUGGGCACAAAGGAGCUGCUGCAGAGAACCUACAAGAACCUGGAGCAGAAGGUCCAGCUGGAGUGUGACGGUCAGUACAUCCCUCUGCCGAGUCUCCAGGGAAUCGCUGUGUUGAACAUUCCCAGCUACGCAGGCGGGACAAACUUCUGGGGCGGGACCAAGGAGGACGACAUCUUCUGUGCUCCGUCGUUCGAUGAUAAGAUCCUGGAGGUGGUGGCUGUGUUUGGGAGCAUGCAGAUGGCCGUGUCCCGGGUCAUCAAACUGCAGCACCAUCGCAUCGCACAGUGUCGGACAGUGAAGAUCACCAUCCUGGGAGAUGAAGGUGUUCCCAUCCAGGUGGACGGAGAAGCCUGGAUCCAGCCGCCCGGGGUCAUCAAGAUCCAGCACAAGAACCGGGCUCAGAUGCUCACCAGAGACCGGGCGUUUGAGAACACACUGAAGUCGUGGGAGGACAAACUCAAGUAUGACAAAGGUCCUCUGAGGCCACACCUCUACCCACAGCAGUCUGUGGACCUGGCCACUGAGGAGGAGGCCACGCUGGUGCAGAUGUGUGCUCGAGCUGCUGAGGAGCUCAUCACAAGGAUCUGUGAGGCUGCAAAGACCAACGGGCUUUUAGAGCAGGAGCUGGCUCAUGCUGUCAAUGCUGCGUCGCACGCCAUCAACAAGACACACCCCAAGUUUCCAGAGAGUCUGACCAGAAACACGGCGAUAGAAGUGGCCAGCACGGUCAAAGCUCUGUACAACGAGACCGAGUCUCUGCUGCUGGGCAGAGUCUCUCUGCAGCUGGAUCCUCCAGAGGAGGAGCAGCUGUCUGGAGCUCUGCAGACGGCCGAGCUGGAACUGGGAAAACUGGGAGAGAUUCCGUGGCUUUAUCACAUCCUGCAGCCCAACGACGAAGAGGUGAGAGGAUCCACAUCACACACACACACGUUCAUUUAA
Molecule: messenger RNA, 4958 nt
Organism: Solea senegalensis (Senegalese sole)
Lineage: Eukaryota; Metazoa; Chordata; Actinopteri; Pleuronectiformes; Soleidae
Product: diacylglycerol kinase eta-like
Exons: 27
Coding region: 1500-4958 (1152 amino acids)
Biological process (GO): lipid phosphorylation; diacylglycerol metabolic process; intracellular signal transduction
Molecular function (GO): ATP-dependent diacylglycerol kinase activity
Source: RefSeq, a predicted model, not a curated record